AUGAAAACACUAUUUUGGUCCCCACAACUUUAUUCUCCAAAGGAGAAGGUGCCAAGACAGGCCCGAAAAGGAGGAUGUCAGAAUCCAGAUAGUUUCGAGUCUUUUAAAGGCAAGCUGGGGAACACAAACAACCCAGUGGAAGAAUUUCGCAGUGGGUCUGCGCGGCUGUGGCCCGCGCUGGUCGUGCUGGCGGCCGCCGCGGCGGGCUGCGCUCGGGCAGCCAUGGACGAGUGCGCGGACGAGGGCGGGCGGCCGCAGCGCUGCAUGCCCGAGUUCGUCAACGCCGCCUUCAACGUGACCGUGGUGGCCACCAACACGUGCGGGACUCCGCCCGAGGAGUACUGUGUGCAGACCGGGGUGACCGGGGUCACCAAGUCCUGUCACCUGUGCGACGCCGGGCAGCCCCACCUGCAGCACGGGGCAGCCUUCCUGACCGACUACAACAACCAGGCCGACACCACCUGGUGGCAGAGCCAGACCAUGCUGGCCGGGGUGCAGUACCCCAACUCCAUCAACCUCACGCUGCACCUGGGAAAAGCUUUUGAUAUUACCUAUGUGCGCCUCAAGUUCCACACCAGUCGCCCAGAGAGUUUCGCCAUUUACAAGCGCACGCGGGAAGAUGGGCCCUGGAUUCCCUACCAGUACUACAGCGGCUCCUGCCAGAACACCUACUCAAAAGCAAACCGAGGCUUCAUCAGGACUGGAGGGGAUGAGCAGCAGGCCUUGUGUACUGAUGAGUUCAGUGACAUCUCUCCCCUCACCGGGGGCAAUGUGGCCUUUUCAACCCUCGAAGGAAGGCCCAGUGCCUACAAUUUUGACAAUAGCCCUGUGCUGCAGGAAUGGGUAACUGCUACUGACAUCAGAGUAACUCUCAAUCGCCUGAACACUUUUGGAGAUGAAGUGUUUAACGACCCCAAAGUUCUCAAGUCUUAUUAUUAUGCAAUCUCUGAUUUUGCUGUGGGUGGCCGGUGUAAAUGUAACGGACAUGCUAGCGAGUGUAUGAAGAAUGAAUUCAACAAGCUGGUGUGUAAUUGCAAACACAACACAUAUGGAGUAGACUGUGAGAAGUGUCUUCCUUUCUUCAACAACCGGCCAUGGAGGAGGGCAACUGCAGAAAGUGCCAACGAAUGCCUACCCUGUGACUGCAGUGGGCGAUCACAGGAAUGCUACUUUGACCCUGAGCUGUACCGUUCCACCGGCCAUGGGGGCCACUGUACCAACUGCCGGGACAAUACAGAUGGCGCCCACUGCGAGAGGUGUCGAGAGAACUUCUUCCGCCUCGGGAACAAUGAAGCCUGCUCUCCUUGCCACUGUAGUCCUGUGGGUUCUCUGAGCACACAGUGUGAUAGUUAUGGCAGAUGCAGCUGCAAGCCAGGAGUGAUGGGGGACAAGUGUGACCGUUGCCAGCCUGGAUUCCAUUCUCUCACCGAGGCGGGUUGCAGGACGUGCUCUUGUAAUCCCUCUGGCAGCAUCAAUGAAUGUAAUGUUGAAACAGGAAGAUGUGUUUGCAAAGACAAUGUGGAAGGUUUCAGUUGUGAGAGAUGCAAACCAGGAUUUUUUAAUCUGGAAUCAUCUAACCCUAGGGGUUGCACACCCUGCUUCUGCUUUGGGCAUUCUUCUGUCUGUACAAAUGCUGUUGGCUACAGUGUUUAUUCUAUCUCUUCUACCUUUCAGAUUGAUGAGGAUGGGUGGCAUGUGGAACAGAGGGACGGUUCUGAAGCAUCUCUCGAGUGGUCCUCUGAGAGGCAAGACAUUGCUGUAAUCUCAGAUAGCUACUUUCCUCGGUACUUCAUUGCUCCUGCAAAGUUCUUGGGCAAGCAGGUGUUGAGUUAUGGGCAGAACCUCUCCUUCUCCUUUCGAGUGGACAGGCGAGAUACCCGCCUUUCUGCAGAAGACCUUGUGCUUGAGGGAGCUGGCUUAAGAGUAUCUGUGCCCUUGAUCGCUCAGGGCAAUUCCUAUCCCAGCGAGACCACUCUGAAGUAUGUUUUCAGGCUCCAUGAAGCAACAGAUUAUCCUUGGAGGCCCACUCUUACCCCUUUUGAAUUUCAGAAGCUCCUAAACAACUUGACCUCUAUCAAGAUCCGUGGGACAUAUAGUGAGAGAAGUGCUGGGUAUUUGGAUGAUGUUUCUUUGGCGAGCGCUCGUCCUGGGCCUGGGGUCCCUGCAACUUGGGUAGAGUCCUGCACCUGUCCUGUGGGAUAUGGAGGGCAGUUUUGUGAGUUGUGCCUCUCGGGUUACAGAAGAGAAACUUCUGGUCUUGGACCAUACAGUCCAUGUGUGCUUUGUACCUGCAAUGGACACAGUGAGACCUGUGACCCUGAGACAGGUGUGUGUAACUGCAGAGACAAUACAGCCGGCCCCCACUGUGAGAAGUGUAAUGAUGGGUACUAUGGAGAUUCAACCUUGGGCACCUCCUCUGAUUGUCAGCCCUGUCCGUGUCCUGGAGGCUCAAGUUGUGCUGUUGUCCCCAAGACACAGGAGGUAGUAUGCACCAACUGUCCUACUGGCACCACCGGAAAAAGGUGUGAGCUCUGUGAUGAUGGCUACUUUGGAGAUCCCCUGGGGAGAAAUGGCCCUGUGAGGUUAUGCCGCCUGUGCCAGUGCAAUGACAACAUCGACCCCAAUGCAGUUGGAAACUGUAACCGCUUGACAGGAGAGUGCCUGAAGUGCAUCUACAAUACUGCAGGCUUCUAUUGUGACCGGUGCAAAGAUGGGUUCUUUGGAAACCCCCUGGCUCCCAAUCCAGCAGACAAAUGCAAAGCCUGCAACUGCAAUCCAUAUGGGACAGUGAAGCAGCAGAGAAACUGUAACCCCGUGACUGGGCAGUGUGAAUGUCUGCCUCACGUGACAGGCCGGGACUGUGGUGCUUGCAACCCAGGAUUCUAUAACCUGCAGAGUGGGCAGGGCUGUGAGAGGUGUGACUGCAAUGCUUUGGGCUCCACCAAUGGGCAGUGUGACAUCCGCACUGGCCAGUGUGAGUGCCAGCCUGGCGUCACUGGUCAGCACUGUGAGCGCUGUGAGGUCAACCAUUUCGGGUUUGGGCCUGAAGGCUGCAAACCCUGUGACUGUCAUCCUGAGGGGUCUCUUUCACUACAGUGCAAAGAUGAUGGUCGCUGUGAAUGCAGAGAAGGCUUUGUGGGGAAUCGCUGUGACCAGUGUGAAGAGAAUUAUUUCUACAAUCGGUCUUGGCCUGGCUGCCAGGAAUGUCCAGCUUGUUACCGACUGGUAAAGGAUAAGGUAGCUGAUCAUCGAGUGAAACUCCAGGAAUUAGAGAGUCUUAUAGCAAACCUUGGAACUGGGGAUGAGAUGGUGACAGAUAAAGCCUUUGAGGAUCGACUAAAGGAAGCAGAGAGGGAGGUGAUGGAUCUUCUUCGCGAGGCCCAGGAUGUCAAAGAUGUAGACCAGAAUCUGAUGGAUCGCCUCCAGAGAGUGAAUAACACUCUGUCCAGCCAAAUUAGCCGUUUACAGAAUAUCCGGAAUACCAUUGAAGAGACUGGAAAUUUGGCUGAACAAGCACGUACCCGAGUAGAGAGCACAGAGCAGUUGAUUGAAAUUGCAUCCAGAGAACUCGAGAAAGCAAAAGUUGCUGCUGCCAACGUGUCAGUCACUCAGCCAGAGUCUACGGGGGACCCAAACAACAUGACUCUUUUGGCAGAAGAGGCUCGGAAGCUCGCCGAACGUCACAAACAAGAAGCUGAUGACAUUGUACGAGUUGCAAAGACAGCCAAUGACACAUCAACCGAGGCGUACAAUCUGCUUUUGAGGACACUAGCAGGAGAAAAUCAAACAGCAUUUGAGAUUGAAGAGCUUAAUAGGAAGUAUGAACAAGCAAAGAACAUCUCCCAGGAUCUGGAGAAACAAGCUGCCCGAGUCCAUGAGGAGGCCAAGAGAGCUGGUGAUAAGGCUGUGGAGAUCUAUGCCAGUGUGGCCCAGCUGAUGCCUGUGGACUCAGAGGCACUGGAGAAUGAAGCAAAUAAAAUAAAGAAGGAAGCCGAGGAUCUGGACCGUCUGAUUGAUCAGAAGUUAAAAGAUUAUGAGGACCUCAGAGAAGACAUGAGAGGGAAGGAACUUGAAGUAAAGGAACUUCUAGAGGAUGGAAAGAUUGAACAGCAGACUGCAGACCAACUCCUUGCCCGAGCAGAUGCUGCCAAGGCUCUUGCCGAAGAGGCUGCAAAAAGGGGACGAGAUACCUUACAAGAAGCCAAUGACAUCCUCAACAACCUGAAAGAUUUCGAUCGACGUGUGAACGACAACAAGACGGCUGCAGAGGAGGCACUAAAGAAGAUUCCUGCCAUCAACCAGACCAUCACAGAAGCCAAUGAAAAGACGCGGGAGGCACAGCUGGCACUGGGCAAUGCUGCAGCAGAUGCCACAGAGGCCAAGAACAAGGCACAUGAGGCAGAGAGCAUCGCGAGCGCCGUCCAGCAGAAUGCUACCAGCACCAAGGCAGAAGCUGAAAGAACUUUUGCAGAAGUUACAGAUCUGGAUAAUGAGGUGAACAAUAUGUUGAAGCAGCUACAAGAAGCAGAAAAAGAGCUGAAGAAAAAACAAGAUGACGCUGACCAGGAUAUGAUGAUGGCAGGGAUGGCUUCACAGGCUGCUCAAGAAGCUGAGAUCAAUGCCAGAAAGGCCAAAAACUCUGUUACCAGCCUUCUCAACAUCAUCAAUGAUCUCUUGGAGCAGCUGGGGCAGCUGGAGACAGUGGACCUGAACAAACUAAACGAGAUUGAAGGCACCCUGAACAAAGCCAAAGAAGAAAUGAAGGUCAGCGAUCUUGAUAGGAAAGUGUCUGACCUGGAGAAUGAAGCCAGGAAGCAGGAGGCUGCCAUCAUGGACUAUAACCGUGAUAUUGAUGAGAUCUUGAAGGACAUUCGCAAUCUGGAAGACAUCAAGAAGACCUUACCAUCCGGCUGCUUCAACACCCCGUCCAUUGAGAAGCCCUAGCAUCUUUAGGGCUGGAAGGCAGCGUUCCUCUGCCAGGGGAGCAGUUGUGAGGCCACAGAGUGCCUUGACGCAAAGAUUACAUUGUUCAGACCCCCACUUCUCUGCUGCUCUCCAUCACUGUCCUUUUGAACCAGGAAAAGUCACAAAGUUAAAAGAGAAGCAAAUUAAACAUCCUGAAUCGGGAACAAAGGGUUUUAUCUAAUAAAAGUCUCUCUUCCACUCACGUUGCUACCCUACCCACACUUUCCCUUCUGGUUUGCGUGAGGACAUGGCAUCCUGCAUUACGGUGCAGUGGUAUAAGCACAUCGCGUGAGCCCUCGUAGGCCAGGCCAGGGCAGGGCAGGUGGCCCUCCCUCUCCACACCAGCAGAACCUCCUCAGUCUCAGUACUCUGUUUCUAUGAAGGAAAAGUCUGGCUACUCCUGGUAGCAUUGUGAUGGCCAGUAUAUCCAGUCCAUGGAUAAAGAAAAUGCAUCUGCGUCUCCUGCCCCUCUUCCUUCUAAGCAAAAGGAAAUAAACAUCCUGUGCCAAAGGUA
Molecule: messenger RNA, 5479 nt
Organism: Carlito syrichta (Philippine tarsier)
Lineage: Eukaryota; Metazoa; Chordata; Mammalia; Primates; Tarsiidae
Gene: LAMC1
Product: laminin subunit gamma 1
Exons: 30
Coding region: 1-4944 (1647 amino acids)
Molecular function (GO): extracellular matrix structural constituent
Source: RefSeq, a predicted model, not a curated record